AUGUCUCCGUGUUCGAUGUUGUUGAAGCGCGUGGCUAGGCCUCCGGCCGCCAUGAUGUGCAGAUCGGUUCGGCCGCGGUGGACUCCGUCAUUCGGCGUUCCAAGCAGGACAAUUCAUCAUCCCUUGCGGUCGGUCUCAAACUCAGUAUCCUCUCGCUCACUGAGCACGACAGCCUCCACUCGGAUCGAAGGCUUCCCUUCCCAGGUAGAGAAUGCGACUUCAAUUCCUUUCUCUGAGACUCCCUCCGAGAAGCGCACUCCGCAAACCUUGACGGAGAAGAUUGUACAACGCUAUGCUGUCGGCCUCCCCGAAGGAAAGCUCGUUCGGAGCGGCGACUACAUCAGUCUUGCCCCCGGGUACUGCAUGACUCACGACAACUCGUGGCCCGUCGCGCUCAAGUUCAUGUCUAUGGGAGCUACCAAGGUCAACAACCCGAAGCAGAUCGUCAUGACUCUCGACCACGACGUGCAAAACACGAGCGCGGCGAACCUCAAGAAAUACGAACAGAUCGAGACUUUUGCUAAGCAGCAAGGUAUCGACUUCUAUCCUGCCGGCCGGGGUAUUGGACACCAGAUUAUGGUAGAGGAAGGAUACGCGUGGCCAGGUAGCAUGGCGGUAGCAUCAGACAGCCAUAGUAACCAUUAUGGUGGAGUUGGUUGCCUUGGAACUGCUGUUGUGCGGACCGAUGCUGCCAGUAUUUGGGCCACAUCGCGGACAUGGUGGCAGAUUCCGCCUGUUGCGCGGGUAACGUUCACUGGAACACUACCAGUGGGUGUGACAGGCAAGGAUGUGAUUGUCGCAUUGUGUGGACUCUUCAAUAGUGACGUACUCAACCACGCAAUUGAGUUCACCGGCUCUGAAGAGACCAUGUCGAGCCUCCUUGUGGAUAGUCGCAUGACGAUUGCCAACAUGACGACCGAGUGGGGCGCGCUCACUGGUCUCUUCCCCAUUGAUAAUACUCUGAAGCGCUGGUUGCGGUACAAGGCUACCGAGGCAGCGAUGUCCAAUGACCGCACCACCAGCCAGCGUAUCACGCACGAAAGAAUCGACGAGCUCUACGCCAACCCCCUCACCGCGGACCCCGAUGCCGUGUACGCCAAGCAGCUCUACCUCAACCUCUCUACCCUCUCGCCUUACGUCUCGGGCCCUAAUUCAGUGAAGGUAGCUACACCACUGAACGAGCUCGUCCAACAGGACAUCAAAGUCAACCGCGCAUACAUCGUCUCCUGUACCAACUCGCGUGCUUCGGAUCUUGCGGCAGCCGCCAAGGUCUUCAAAGACGCUGCCAAGGCUAACCCCGACACCCCUCCCAAGAUUGCUGACGGCGUCAAACUCUAUAUUGCUGCUGCCUCCGCACCGGAACAAGAGGCCGCUGAAUCCACUGGCGACUGGCAGGCUCUCCUCGACGCUGGUGCCCAGCCCCUUCCUGCUGGAUGCGGACCUUGCAUUGGCCUCGGAACAGGUCUUUUAGAGCCCGGUGAGGUGGGCAUCAGUGCCAGCAACCGUAACUUCAAGGGACGCAUGGGUUCACGAGACGCCCUGGCAUACCUGGCAAGUCCCGAAGUCGUGGCUGCCAGCGCUCUCAGCGGUGUUAUCUCUGACCCCGGCGCUUACCAGGUGCCAGAGGGCUGGUCUGGCGUGGAACACGGAUUCGGCACUGGUCUCGAACCCACCACCGAGACCGAGCUCACCAGCCUACUCCAACAGAUGGAAUCUCUGAUUGAUCGGGUUGAGUCCGCCGUAGACGACUCCAAGCCUGCCACCGAGAUUCUGCCAGGAUUCCCCGAGCGCAUCAGUGGCGAAAUCGUCUUCCUCGACGCUGACAAUCUUGACACUGAUAGCAUCUACCCCGGCAAGUUGACAUACCAGGACAACGUCUCCAAGGAGGACAUGGCCACCGCUUGCAUGCAGAACUACGAUCCCGACUUCAAGGGCAUUGCUAAGCCAAAUGACAUCCUCGUCGCCGGCUUCAACUUCGGUUGCGGAUCCUCAAGAGAACAGGCUGCCACUGCCAUUCUCGCCAAGCAGAUCCCGCUCGUCGUGGCUGGCAGUUUCGGAAAUAUUUUCUCCCGAAACAGUAUCAACAAUGCUCUCAUGGGUCUUGAGGUUCCCCGCCUUGUUGAGCGUCUACGUGCCACCUUCGCUCAACCAUCUUCUGGUGAUGCUGCGGGCCGCCAGCUGACGCGCCGCACAGGCUGGACUCUGACUUGGGACGUGAAGCGUAGCGUCGUUGAGGUCAAGGAGGGUGAGUCUGGCGAGAGCUGGACUGAGCAGGUCGGCGAGCUGCCAGCCAAUGUACAGGAGAUCAUCGCGGAAGGUGGUCUCGAGGCGUGGGUCAAGGGCAAGGUUGCGGAGUCCAAGUGA
This is a messenger RNA of Penicillium griseofulvum, 2364 nucleotides long. It is a transcript of the gene lysF, whose product is annotated as homoaconitase LysF. The transcript is spliced from 2 exons. Gene Ontology annotation, molecular function: 4 iron, 4 sulfur cluster binding; homoaconitate hydratase activity. The record is from RefSeq and is a predicted model, not a curated record. NCBI's taxonomy places the organism in Eukaryota, Fungi, Ascomycota, Eurotiomycetes, Eurotiales, Aspergillaceae. The coding region runs from base 1 to 2364 and encodes 787 amino acids. Gene Ontology annotation, biological process: L-lysine biosynthetic process.